AAUUAUAAUGUGUCCACAGCCAAAUGAGAGCAUCAGCAUCGAGCUGCAGCAGCUGGAGCUCGAUGCUGAUGGAAGGAAUGAGAGGACUCAGUGGCUGCUGAAUUCUCCAGAGCCACCAAGUUUUUGCAAUGAGCUCAUGAACUCAGUUAGUGAAACUGUUUUGCCACAAAAAAAUAAUUUUUUUCCUUCAAACUCAAAGCAAUGCAAAGCUGGGGUCUUUUCAUUCUUGCAAGGGUUAUUUCCAAUUCUUAGUUGGGGAAGGAAUUAUAAAGCUAAUAUGUUCAAGCAUGAUUUGUUGGCUGGCUUAACUCUUGCUAGUCUCUGCAUUCCUCAGAGUAUAGGAUAUGCUAAUCUUGCAAACCUUGAACCUCAAUAUGGCUUAUACACUAGUGUUGUGCCACCAUUGAUAUAUGCUGUGAUGGGGAGUUCGCGAGAGCUCGCUAUUGGUCCUGUUGCUGUUGUAUCACUACUGCUUUCUGCAAUGGUUACCGAGAUUGUAGAUCCUGCAGUUGAUCCUAUUGCUUAUACAAGCCUUGUUUUUACUGUCACUUUCUUUGCUGGUACUUUCCAGGCUGCAUUUGGUCUAUUAAGGUUGGGAUUUCUUGUUGAUUUUCUUUCACAUGCUGCCAUAGUGGGAUUCAUGGGAGGUGCAGCCAUUAUAAUUGGUCUUCAACAACUAAAAGGUCUCAUAGGAAUUAGUCACUUUACUAAUAAGACUGAUGUGGUAUCUGUGCUAAGAGCUGUUUUCAGAUCAUUUCAUGAUGAGGCAUUGUCUCCUAUGAAUUUUAUACUUGGCUGUUCAUUCCUCAUCUUCAUCCUCGCAACAAGAUUUAUAGGUAAAAGGAAUAAGAAACUAUUCUGGCUACCAGCUAUUGCUCCUUUGUUAUCGGUGAUCGUAGCCACCUUGAUGGUUUAUUUAACGAAGGCUGAUCAACACGGAGUUAAAAUUGUAAAACACUUCAAAGGGGGUUUGAAUCCAAGUUCAGUUCAUCAAUUACAGUUCAAUGGUCCACACCUUGGACAAGUUGCGAAAAUUGGACUAAUUUGCGGUCUUGUGGCUCUAACUGAAGCAAUUGCUGUCGGACGAUCAUUUGCUUCGAUGAAAGGCUAUCAUCUUGAUGGCAACAAAGAAAUGGUAGCCAUGGGAUUCAUGAACAUUGUUGGAUCUUUAACUUCUUGCUAUACAGCAACUGGUUCAUUUUCAAGGACAGCAGUGAAUUUCAGUGCAGGAUGUGAAACUGUGGUAUCAAACAUAGUUAUGGCUAUCACAGUAUUCAUAUCCCUGGAAUUGUUAACCAAGCUUUUAUACUACACUCCACUAGCUAUCCUUGCAUCGGUUAUUUUAUCUGCGCUUCCUGGAUUGAUCGACAUAAAUGAAGCAUAUCAUAUCUGGAAAGUAGACAAGAUGGACUUCAUUGUUUGCAUUGGUGCCUUCUUUGGAGUACUAUUUGUCUCUGUCGAAAUUGGCCUUCUAAUCGCGGUUGGCAUUUCAUUUUCUAGAAUAAUACUAGACACGAUUCGAGCAAGUACAGAAGUACAAGGCAGACUUCCUGGGACGCUGGAUACGUUUUGUGACAUUACACAAUAUCCAGGAGCCACUAGUACUUCAGGCAUCUUGAUCAUCAGAAUCAACUCUGGUUCACUUUGUUUUGCAAAUUCUACUUCCAUAAGUGAGAGGGUUAUGAAAUUGGUGACGCACACAAAUGGUAAUGAGGAGAACACAAAGGAAAAUGUUCAUUUUGUUGUUCUAGACAUGUCAAACGUAAUGAGUGUGGAUACAUCAGGAAUAGUGAUGUUAGAAGAGUUGCACAGGGAAUUGGUUUCACAAAGCAUACAAUUAACAAUAGCUAACCCAAGAUUAAGAGUGAUUAACAAAAUGAAGACAGCAAAAUGUUUUGACAAACUAGGAAAAGGAUGGAUUUUCCUUACUAUUGGGGAUGCUGUUGAUGCCUGCUUGUGUCUCAAAAUAGCUGAUCCUAGCUCUACCAAUUGUUGAAAUUUUAUAUAUGUUGUUAUUAAAUGCUUCUUAUUCUUGUGUAUACAAAGCAUUAACAACAAAGAAUUAAUGGAAAAG
Messenger RNA from Solanum stenotomum, 2074 nucleotides. RefSeq names its product low affinity sulfate transporter 3-like. The transcript has 12 exons. Gene Ontology annotation, biological process: transmembrane transport. Gene Ontology annotation, cellular component: membrane. Gene Ontology annotation, molecular function: secondary active sulfate transmembrane transporter activity. The record is from RefSeq and is a predicted model, not a curated record. Lineage: Eukaryota; Viridiplantae; Streptophyta; Magnoliopsida; Solanales; Solanaceae. The coding region runs from base 8 to 1996 and encodes 662 amino acids.